AUGCUCUAUUCACCGGAAUUCUCACUUGAUAAAUACGAAGUCUCUCUUCGAAACGGGUUCCUCCCGGAUGCUCUUCCGUUGCAGCGUUUACCAAACCCGUACUACGCCCCAUGGGAGAACGUCGCUCAGGACUUGGUUGCCCGUAUACGUGAAGGUACAAUAAGAGAUGAUGUCGAGAGACUUCCCGUUCUCUCCACCUCGGAGUUACAGACGAAGCCAGAAUGGCAGAGGGUAUAUGUGGUAUUGGCGUAUCUCACACAUGCCUACGUCUGGGGAGGAGAAACCCCCAAGGAUAUACUACCACCGGCCAUUUCCGUGCCAUUUCUGGAGGUAGCUGAGCACCUCGAAUUACCUCCAUGCGCUACAUACGCGGCCCUCAACCUCUGGAAUUACUCAACGAUAUCACCUAACGCCGACCUCACGUGUGUUGACAACCUCUCUGUGACAUUAUCACUCACUGGAACCAAGGAUGAAGAAUGGUUCUUCAUGAUAUCCGUCGCCAUGGAAGCAAGAGGCGCCCAGGUCGUCCAGUUAAUGCUCGAUACCAUCCAAGCGGUUACAGUCGGUGAUCAUCAGCGAGUAGCCACAUACCUCAAUCAAAUCAGUGAAGGAUUUCACGAGCUAUCCCGAAUACUAGAGCGAAUGUACGAGAAAUGUCGCCCUGCCGUAUUCUUCCACCAACUCCGCCCCUACCUCGCUGGGAGCAAGAACAUGGCUUCGGCCGGCCUACCAAGUGGUCUGUUCUAUGAUGUCGGGGAUGGUAAGGGCGAAUGGCGUCAAUAUAGCGGCGGUAGCAAUGCCCAAAGCUCGCUUAUCCAAGCAUUCGAUGUAUUCCUGGGUGUCGAGCACUCGGCUAUGGGAAGUCCUACGAAAGCUGAGCUUCCCAAAGCUCAACCGCCGGGGAAGACUCCAUACAUACAGGAAAUGCGAAACUACAUGCCCGGCCCUCACCGGCGAUUCCUAGAGAUGCUCACCCGAAGCUCGAAUGUCCGGGAAUUCGCGAUGGCCUGCAAGCUCGGUUCAUCUGUAAGAGAUGCAUACAACUCAGCCGUGAUGUCUUUGGGCUCCUUCCGCGACAAGCACAUCCAGAUUGUCGCAAGGUACAUCAUUAUGGCGGCGAAACUCCCUCCUCCAGAGUCAGCGCCUGCACGGUUGAACCUGGCGACAUCGACAUAUACCCAGAUGAAAAACUCGAAUGAGAAGGUUUCGGCAGGGCUUAGUGGGACUGGAGGAACUGAUUUGAUACCCUUCUUGAAGCAAACUCGUGAUGCGACUAAGGCUGCCGCGAACUAUGCCGGGUGA
Aspergillus puulaauensis is the source of this 1302-nucleotide messenger RNA. RefSeq names its product indoleamine 2,3-dioxygenase. The coding region runs from base 1 to 1302 and encodes 433 amino acids. NCBI's taxonomy places the organism in Eukaryota, Fungi, Ascomycota, Eurotiomycetes, Eurotiales, Aspergillaceae. Gene Ontology annotation, cellular component: cytoplasm. The transcript has 3 exons. The record is from RefSeq and is a predicted model, not a curated record. Gene Ontology annotation, biological process: 'de novo' NAD+ biosynthetic process from L-tryptophan. Gene Ontology annotation, molecular function: indoleamine 2,3-dioxygenase activity; metal ion binding; heme binding.